GUAGAGGCACCGAUCAGACCCAGAAGAGAGGGGAGCGAAAAGGUUCUUUAAAAAAACUGGGCUACAUGUGCAAAGACUUAAUCCCGUACUUGCUGCUGAAAGUCAAAAAGGCAGUCAAGCCACUAAAGGAUGCUCUCAACUGUGAUGUCCCUAGCUCAGAGCUUCAUGGACUUCUAUGCUCUCACUUCAAAGAGCCUCCAUGCCUCAUCAGCUAUUCACCAUCUGACUCACAAGAAAGCGGUGAUGUUUGUGACUCUUGUGUUAUUCUGCCCAUCCCCAUCCCAGACCCCCCCAGUCGAGGAGGAGCAACAGCAGCAGCAGGCACAUCCACUCCGCCCUUCCCUGCAACAGAGUGGAGGAAUCUCGUUGGCCAUGUCAGCGGCCCGAUCGAUCGCGACUCGCACGUGCUGCUGUCGAAGAGGAGCAGCAGCAGCAGGCACAUCCACUCCGUCCUUCCCUGCUACAGAGCGGGAGAUUCUCGUUGGCCAUGUCAGUGGCCCGAUCGAUCGCGACUCCCACGUGCUGCUGGGCUGUCAGUGGGAGUUCCCCCCCAUCACCCCCAACCUGGACCCCCCUGUUGAGGAGGAGCAGCAGCAGCAGGCACAUCCACUCAGUUCUUCCCUGCAACAGAGUGGAGGAUUCUUUGGCCAUGUCACUUUGGCCAUGUCAGUGGCUCGAUCGAUCGUGAUUCGCACGUGCAGCUGGUCGGGGCAAGAACGCCCCAGAUGCACGGGAGUGAAAUUUACUGGUAGGCAUGGGCGACUUCUUGACUCCGGUUUUGAUUUCCUGUCUCUUUUGGGCCGGAUCGUCCUCGAAAAUCAUCGUGUAUCAUGCCGUGCACCAAGGGCGAAGAUACGGGAACGUGUCACAGCAGUUCCAAGCGAAGAACCUCGAGGACUGCACCAUGAAGUGCGCGAGGACGAAUCCGUCCGGGCUUUGCUUGUCCUUGCAAAUAGGAAUGCCUUCACCAUGGAAAUGCCUCCGCUGGAUGAAGAAUUUUGA
Molecule: messenger RNA, 1002 nt
Organism: Darwinula stevensoni
Lineage: Eukaryota; Metazoa; Arthropoda; Ostracoda; Podocopida; Darwinulidae
Source: the annotation of a GenBank genome assembly